CUCUCCCGUCCUGCACUGCGGCCCUCCCAUCCUGCCCCGCGGCGCACACAGCCGGCGACCCGGGGUCUCCGCGAGGAAGGUGGCACCGGCGGCGGCGCAGCGUGGUUUCCUUAUCGGUGAUAAAGAGGGACAACAUGGAAGUGAAGGAUGCAAAUUCUGCGCUGCUCAGUAAUUACGAGGUGUUCCAGUUACUAACUGAUCUGAAAGAGCAGCGUAAAGAAAGUGGGAAGAACAAACACAGUGCCGGGCAGCAGAACUUGAGCACCAUCACCUAUGAAACAUUAAAAUACUUAUCCAAAACUCCAUGCAGACAUCAGAGUCCUGAGAUUGUCAGAGAAUUUCUCACAGCAAUGAAAAGCCACAAACUGACCAAAGCUGAAAAGCUGCAGCUGCUGAACCACAGGCCGGUGACUGCUGUGGAGAUCCAACUGAUGGUGGAGGAGACAGAAGAGCGGUUCACCGAGGAGGAGCAGAUCGAAGAGCUUCUUCACACUGUCGCCAGCAUCCUGCCUGCUGAGCUGGAGGUGGAGCAGGAGACGAAUGCCAGCAGCAACGUGGUGAUGGAGGAAGAAGGCCCAGCCUAGAGGAGCACCGGGCUGGCUGCCCCUUCCUUCCAUCCCAACAGGCCCGUUUUCCUGGUUAGUUGGGGAAAUCACAGAAAUACAGUGAAUGGAUGUUUGGGCCUUGGGGAGAAGAGACAUGAAGUCAGGUGUGGUUAUCUGGCGAGAGCCAGAGGAAGAAGAGAGACUGGCCUUUACCGCUUGUGGGAGGCCUGUGUGGCCUCUGCUGAGCUGCGUGGUGAUCAAGUUCAUCUGCUUUCCUCAGGCUGUUGGUGGGAGCUGCACUAAGAGAACCCAGAGCCCUGAACAGUUGUGGUGGUUAGGGUGAGCCACGGAGCUCUCACCUGAGGGAAUUUCCUUGGCAGUGGAGAUGGGAAAAUAGAGGAGGAAAGCCUGGGCCUGGCCGGCCUUCUGUGAGGGGUUGUUGAUGGGCACAGACUCGGGGUCUUUCUGACCACCUGUUUCCUGUCCUGUGCUGGCAGCCACCAGGGGGCCAGUGAGAGACCAGCAAGCCAAAAUCAUUCCCGCCUUUAAAGGGAACACCAGUAGGCAGUUCUUUCAUGAACAGAGCAGGAAAACCUGGACCAACUAAUAAGAAUUUGAAUUUGCUAUUACAAGGUUGCAUCCUUUUUUUAAUUUAAAAUAAUAACUACCACGUGAAGAGCUUUUCAUAUUCAGGCUUUGAAAAGUUUAGUGUUCGAAGGCACGUGGUUGCCCAUCUCCUCCUUCACCAUUCCUUAUUUGGGGACGAAGUGCCCGUGAACAUUAAUCUUCCAGUUGUACUCAUGUUGUCUAAGAUCACAUGUUUUCAGUGCUAUAACGUGAGUUACUUCCUGCCCCUUUGUAAACCUGCUCACCCCCAGCAGUUGAUGAUUUACUGUCGUGCACAGAGUAGCUGAAGUCUUUACAGGCAGUGCUGAGAGCCACAGGUUUAGGGUUAAAUCUCUCUGGAGUCUGGGGAUCUGCUCAGAGCUGUUGAUGUAUUGUACCUGUCGCCAUUUCUCUUUUAACCUUAUUAGAAAUGUGUUAGAUGGUUUCCCUUGAUGGAUUUAAGGCUUACACUAGUUAGUGAUACAUUGUUUCCAGAUGUUGCCAAACUUUGCCUUUUUUGGAA
Molecule: messenger RNA, 1674 nt
Organism: Fukomys damarensis (Damara mole-rat)
Lineage: Eukaryota; Metazoa; Chordata; Mammalia; Rodentia; Bathyergidae
Gene: Crcp
Product: CGRP receptor component
Exons: 6
Coding region: 135-584 (149 amino acids)
Biological process (GO): transcription initiation at RNA polymerase III promoter
Cellular component (GO): RNA polymerase III complex
Molecular function (GO): nucleotide binding
Source: RefSeq, a predicted model, not a curated record